Messenger RNA from Pseudozyma hubeiensis SY62, 327 nucleotides. RefSeq lists its product as hypothetical. The record is from RefSeq and is a predicted model, not a curated record. The coding region runs from base 1 to 327 and encodes 108 amino acids. The transcript has 2 exons. NCBI's taxonomy places the organism in Eukaryota, Fungi, Basidiomycota, Ustilaginomycetes, Ustilaginales, Ustilaginaceae.
AUGCGCCUGACAAGGACAUUCGAUAUGCUUGUCAUCGAGCGCUUGCGCAUGUCGCAUGAUUCGUCCAUCUUGCCCGCUAGUAGUCAUCAGUGUGACCCACCAAAGCGAGCAAAGCUUCGAGCUGGGCAACAGCUAUCAUGGAUGAAACAGCAAAAAGAAAAGGGGCGGCCAACUUUGACAAGACAAGCCAAUCACUGGCAGUGCUCGUCAUAUUCAAAGCACAAACAGCAGCACCCACAGCAGCAGCGUCGCCUCUUCAUCGUUCAUCCUUUUCCUCUUGACGAUAUCGAACUGCCCUUGAAACGACACUCCAUGAGCAGAAGUUGA